Molecule: messenger RNA, 741 nt
Organism: Rotaria sp. Silwood2
Lineage: Eukaryota; Metazoa; Rotifera; Eurotatoria; Philodinida; Philodinidae
Source: the annotation of a GenBank genome assembly
AUGUUUGAUGAAUUAACAGAACGGCACCGUAGAAUUAGAGUGAAACGUCAUACUACAGUUGCUGAUAGUCCCUUAAGAGUAUUAUUGGCAAUGUAUACAAAAACAAAAUAUUCACCAUUACCCCCUUUAGAUCGUUCUUAUCGCGAUCAACUUGCUUCAUUAAUUAGUUUCUUAGGUGCACUGCAAAUUACUACAACAGUUAUCGUAGAUUCAUUAGAUGAAAGUAAUUUCUUUUUUAAUUCAGCUGAUCCAAAUUUAAGUACACUACAAAUUUUUGCUGAUUCUAUAACUAAUGAUGAUAUUUUACACUUAGCAUUGGGUAAUUGGGGAGAAGGUACUGAAAUAAAGAAUAGCUUUGUGUUCUAUGUUUUUAUUGCUAAAAACCCAACUACUCUAAUGAAUAUUUCAUGGAAUCGUCAAGAUAAAAUACCAAUAAUUGAUUUAAAAUGGGAUGAAUUACAAUUAAUUAAUUAUAUUGACUACGUAUUUGAUUAUCUACGGACGAAAGCCCGUUAUCAAUGUAAAUCUUUACCUGAUAUAUGUUUUUUAUUGGGCGAAAGAACAUCAUGUGUUGAUACUAUGAAACAAUUACGACAUCCUCGUGAUUUUCAUAUAUUUUUUGGUAUAUUAAUUAAACAUAUGAGUACUGUUUGUACAGAACGCAAUCCACCAUUCAUCGCUACUCAAGAAGAUUUAAAUGCCGCAUUAGCAGAAACAAAAUUAAGAAUUUUGAAAGACUAA